AUGGCAUCAAUUUGCGUUGAGGAUCACUAUCCCGCGUGCAGCAAUGACGUUGAGGAUGACGGAGUGGUUGAAUUCAAUAUCGACGACGAGCAAUUCGAGGUGGGCAUCGAUGCCACACAUUUCACCGCUGAUGACAUUACGAUGACAAUUAAAGGCCGAAUGUUGGAGUUGAUCUUCGAGACAAGGCUGAAAAUCGAUGCCGCUGGGGUGGUGGUCAGAAAGGAGGAAAGAAAAUAUGAGCUUCCCGAGUAUGUGGAUCCUCGAUCGAUCACUGGGAAAUUGGUGCACAGAACAUUCUACGUGAGAGGCGCUAUCAUCAAUUCAUUCGAUCAAGAA
This is a messenger RNA of Mesorhabditis belari, 336 nucleotides long. Lineage: Eukaryota; Metazoa; Nematoda; Chromadorea; Rhabditida; Rhabditidae. The record is from the annotation of a GenBank genome assembly.